AUGAGCGACGAAUCCCCCAAGCUUUGCUCAGCCUGCGCUGCCAUCAAUUUUGACAAGCUCUUCUUUCCAGACCCUGCCCCAAUCAAUCCCGCCUACAGACCGCCUCCAGAUCCUUGUCUCGGUACACUACAGGAAAUCUUGGAUCGUUCAGAAGAAUGCGACGUCUGCAACUUCAUCAUCGAUGCUCACCGACAACGAUACAUACGAGCGCCCUACGGCUUCUCGGAGAAUCAUCCGGAUUUCGAAAGCAAACUGCUGGGCCAGGAACCUAUAAUCCAUGAGGAGGUCAACACAUACGGACUUCGACUCACAGUUAACGACGAGCCAAUCAAAUGUUAUCUUGAAUCCCGAGACUUCUCCUCAGAUAAAUUGUGGUAUACGGAGGGCGGCCUUGAUCAUGGAACUGGGGCCGUGAAGCGCGUUCUGCUCAGGCUAGAACCACGUCCCUGGUUAGCUAUACUCGCCACUUCGAUUACUUUGCAAGCUAUUUGGCCGUCAAAAGAGAGCCGAACUGAAAACAACAACCUUCCACUCGACGGUACAGGUCGAAUGAUCGGGCCUCUACUGGAUCUCUCACUCCCCCAGCGCUGGAUCAAGCAAUGCGAAGGCCAGCAUGCACAGAAGUGUCAAAACCCGAAGUGGCUAAGCGAUAGCGAUGCCGAAUGGCCUGAGAGAUGCCGAGUGAUCGACGUCAUGGAAAAGAGAAUAGUUGAUCUACUUCCAACCAUGCGCUACAUUGCUCUAAGCUAUGUUUGGGGAUCUAGCGAGGAGGCGAGACAAUCGCGCUUCGAGAGACGAUUGACUCGAGAGAACCUGUCGCGACUUCGGCAACCCAACAGUCUUGGGGAGAUAUCUAUGCCUCAAACUAUCAAAGACGCUAUGUAUGUUACAGAACAGGUCGGCGAGAGGUAUCUCUGGGUUGAUGCCUUUUGUAUCGUACAAGAUGACCCUGCAGAUCUUGGUCAUCAGACAGCACGAAUGGAUCUGGUAUACUCCAGGGCGCUCUUCACGAUAUUAGCUGCCUGCGGUAAAGACUCAACUUCUGGACUUGCAGGACUCCCUAGUAACCCACGAGACAUCUAUCAAAGGCAAGUCAAAGUCUCAUCGAGCGGGCUACACGUCACGCCCCUCGUUACUUUAACCGAAGAGGAUACGCUACAGUACUCGUCGUGGAAUACAAGAGGCUGGACGUUCCAAGAGCGUCUUUUGUCUAGACGCUCGCUCAUCUUCACCAACAAGCAAGUUUACUGGUGCUGUGAUGCCACGACAUGGGAGGAAGAGUCACUUCUCGACAUCCCUGGGUCAACAGUCUUUGCUAGAUCUCAUUCAUUCGGAUGCUACGACGAAUGGGACGAUAAUCAAGCCAAAUUCUCUACGGAAAGUUUCGACCAGUAUAUUACACAAUUCUCGACGCGAAGGUUCACUUACUCUUCUGAUAUCCUCCACGCCUUUCUUGGCAUCAUUCAUCGCUUUGAGCAUUUGAACAAUGAGAAGAUACACUGGGGUCUGAAUGCUAGCACAUUUGAUCAAGCCUUGGUAUGGAAAUAUGGACAGGAUCGACGAGAUGAGAUGUAUACUUACGCUUCCGGUGGAUCGACGCGCAGCGUGCCGUAUCCUAGUUGGUCCUGGCUUGGGUGGACAGGGUUCAUUGGUAGUUAUAGUCUCAGCGUCGGGGAAUAUUACGUCGGAGAGGUGAGGUCACUUCUGGCGUUUUACUCGUUGAUGAGUGAUGGCAGUGUAUCUUUGAUCAAGGGUACUUCACUGAGGAGAGUGAAUGAUUACGGAAAGGAAGACGAUGCCGCAUCUUCAACUUCUGAGAAGUCUAGCCACGAUUGGAUCGAGGAUACAAAAGUGACCGGUCCGAUCAAGAUAACUGAUAUCUCAGUAACCUCGCAACUGGAAUCACUUGAGCUCGAAACGUGUCAUCGAGAUCUUACGCCUUACGACACGGGACGGAUAGUAUUCCGGACAAGCCACGCCAAUGUUUCCAUCCAGGUCACCAACCGAGACGGCAUAUACAUGGAAACAUCCGGCGGGCACGUCAAGCUUGACUUGAAGCUAUCAUCACCAUUCAUGCAGGAAUCUUACAAUCUUUUUGAAGAAGUCUUGAAAAAGGAGAGCGAUCCGGCCAAGAGCAAGGUGGUGAACUUCUUGGGAAGACGCAUCGCUUCAACAAGUCAUACCAUUAGCCUCAUUGUCAUUUCGAGACAGUAUGGGUUUAAUGAAGCUGAGGAUGAGGUGGCGAAGCUGAACGUCAUGGCUGUUGGAGAGAAGGUACCUGGGUCGGGAGUCUGGAGUCGGAUUGGUCUUGGGGUUAUGAAAGAGGAGGAUUGGAUGAAGCUUGACAUUGAUUGGAGAAUGGUGAUUCUUGAAUAG
Molecule: messenger RNA, 2376 nt
Organism: Fusarium fujikuroi IMI 58289
Lineage: Eukaryota; Fungi; Ascomycota; Sordariomycetes; Hypocreales; Nectriaceae
Product: related to tol protein
Exons: 1
Coding region: 1-2376 (791 amino acids)
Source: RefSeq, a predicted model, not a curated record